Erigeron canadensis is the source of this 1272-nucleotide messenger RNA. Its product is annotated as biotin carboxyl carrier protein of acetyl-CoA carboxylase, chloroplastic-like. Gene Ontology annotation, biological process: fatty acid biosynthetic process. Gene Ontology annotation, cellular component: acetyl-CoA carboxylase complex. The transcript is spliced from 7 exons. Lineage: Eukaryota; Viridiplantae; Streptophyta; Magnoliopsida; Asterales; Asteraceae. The record is from RefSeq and is a predicted model, not a curated record. The coding region runs from base 220 to 1044 and encodes 274 amino acids. Gene Ontology annotation, molecular function: acetyl-CoA carboxylase activity.
CCCACAACCACCUGUACUGAACCUGUCUUUGUCUUCGCUUCGUGAAAUCCAUCCAUCCAUCGUCCCUUCCCUCCCUCGUGGAUAUCGCCCCCCCUCUACCUUCAUUUUUAACACUCUCUUCCUCUAAUUCACCGCCCCCAAUUCCAUUACAAAAAUCCAUCAUUUUCCUUUCAUUUCUCAUUUCUCCCCCAAAUCCCUCUCCUUUUUCCUCCUAAAAUCAUGGCCUCAUUCACUGUGAAUUGCCCAAACACAACCACAUCAGCUGCUUUACUAGCAGCAGCAGCAGCUCACUCAAACCCUAACCCCAAACCUCCUCGCUCAUCCGUUGCGCUCUUUCAGUCUGAUUUCAAAUCCAACCGCUCUCUCAUUUCCUCUUCUCAAUCAUCUAAGAGGAACCAGAAUGACAUCAUGAGAGUGUCUGCUCAGCUUAAAGAUGUUGCCUUAGAUAAAUCAUCAAAUUCUGUACCAGCUUCUGAGAAGUCAGAGGAAUCAACUAAGACCGCGGUCCCCGAUGCGGCAUCAAUCACUGCAUUUAUGAAUCAAGUGGCAGGGCUUGUUCAACUUGUGGAUUCAAGAGACAUUAUGGAGCUAGAGCUAAAGCAACAGGGCUGCGAGGUUCUUAUAAGAAAGAAGGAAGCCUUGCCUCAACCCCCAGCUGCACCUAUGGUUAUGAUGCAAUCGCAACCCCACACUAUGUAUCAAUCCCCACCACCUCCACAACAGUUUGCUCCCGCUUCUUCAGGACCAGCUCCUUCUGCAUCCGCACCAGCACCACCCGCACCUGCACCUGCGAAACCCAAGUCUUCUUUUCCUCCAAUGAAAUGCCCCAUGGCUGGAACAUUCUAUCGGUCUCCAGCACCAGGAGCUCCCUCAUUUGUAAAGGUCGGAGACAAGGUCACGAAAGGCCAGGUUGUUUGCAUUAUUGAGGCAAUGAAGUUGAUGAAUGAGAUUGAGGCUGAUCAAUCUGGAACAAUAGUCGAUAUUCUUGCCGAGGAUGGGAAACCCGUUAGCUUGGAUACGCCACUACUUGUUAUCGAACCAUGAUGAGGAACAUGAAGUGAUCUAUUGAGGAUUAUAUAUGUCAAGAUACAAGGAAGUUUGAGCUUUAGACUUUUGUUUGUUGUUUAGUGUCUAUUUUGGGGGUUGGUGUUAUUGUAAUUUGAUUUUUCUUCACCUUUUAUAACUAAAACAUUUAUCUAUUUUGAUUGUGUAUUUGAGACCCCUUUGUAUAAUUGAUCACAAUAAUCUAAUUAAAAUCUUGUUGGGAUGCUA